Aureobasidium uvarum is the source of this 1172-nucleotide messenger RNA. NCBI's taxonomy places the organism in Eukaryota, Fungi, Ascomycota, Dothideomycetes, Dothideales, Saccotheciaceae. The record is from the annotation of a GenBank genome assembly.
UUGGGAUUUCCACCAUGAUGGAUCACUCCAUGGUCUUGUUGAACGCUCAGGUUCAAUUCCUGGAAACCAGACUAGCAAUCGUGCAUAUACCAUUACACUUAUACUGUCACUUCAUACAGCCCAUCUUGCGUCUCCUGACGCUCACAGACAGUACAGAUGAAGUGGACGGCCUGCCUCGUAGGAAGUGGGCAUACCCAAACGCCUUUACCAACAUUUCAGUGACAACAAUCGAGUGUUCUGUGGUCUGCCCACGCCCCUUGGUCGACGAACUGUUCCGACCGUUGGUCGAGAGGUUGGAUGCGAAGGCGAAACAAGCUGUCAUCAUCAGCAACGACGACUUUAUCGUGAUACAAGUCGGAGGUGAAGGUAUGGAGGCCGGACAACGAGUGCUGGACCUUACUGCACCUUUAGCUCUCGCCGGAAUCUACUACAACGACUUUGUACUCGUCCCCUACAACGCCAAAUCCACAGUGAUAUCCGCUCUGGAAGAACGCGGGUUCGCCUUUGAACCCAUCUCCAACGGCCACGGCGCGAACAUGACCAACAUAUCUUCACCCCUGCACUCGCACAACCGCAACAGCAGCAGUUCUUCCUCGCUCGACCUCCAACCCCCAGGUACACCCCCACCAGCCACCGUCGCCGAAUGGCAAACAAAAACCUUUUCCACCCUCCACCGCCACGACAUUCUUCCUCAAGUAAACGAAAGCUUGGAAUUGCGCACGUGUGCCGGCUACCGCAGCGACAGCACGGACAUCCACGACGCAAUCCAACUCGGCAUCUUCAAAUGCCUACUCUGCAAUCCGCGCUUCAUGUCCAUCACACUCACCCAAACAGACACUGUUUCCCUGACCCUAGACCAAACCCUGCUUUCCCAUUUCUCCUCUGGCGGCGAAGGAAUCCUACUUCAAAACGAUCAAACCUAUUUCGCCAUUGUGUUUGAUUUGCGCAAAUUGCCAGAGGAGAGUACGGGAAUUGUUUGCGGUGUUGCUGGACGAUUGCUGGAUCGGUUGGGGGAUGGAGGUGAUGGGGAAGGUGCGCUAUUCAAUAUGAGUUAUUUGUCCACGGCGAGGACGGGAAAUGUUAUUGUGAGAGAAGAUGAGGUUGGAGAGGCGCUGGCGGCGCUUUUGGAGGAGGAGGCGAUGAGUNNUGUGGACAGUCUUGAUGGUGGUGAC